Messenger RNA from Microsporum canis CBS 113480, 588 nucleotides. RefSeq lists its product as uncharacterized. Lineage: Eukaryota; Fungi; Ascomycota; Eurotiomycetes; Onygenales; Arthrodermataceae. The coding region runs from base 1 to 588 and encodes 195 amino acids. The record is from RefSeq and is a predicted model, not a curated record. The transcript has a single exon.
AUGCUAUUAUUUUCUACCCUUCUUGCCUUUGUGCCACUUGUCUUUGGCAAUCCCAGCCGCUACCCAAUUGUUGACUGCACCGAUGUUGGGUUGUAUUCAACGCCGACAUAUGGGCUCGUCGAUGCUGUUUUCUCUGUCUGCGCAAGCAUCACAAUCAAGGGAACGACGAAACAAGUUUGCGACGCAAUCCUAGAUUUCCGACGCUACUCCGAAUGGAACACCUUUGUCUACAACGCCAUUCCGCCCGCCGGGGUCGACUCGCCUGCACAGGUGCGCGUUGGGAUGCCCAUACGUUUCAGCUCGACCGGCAUACCCCCCGGCUCCAGUUCGAAUGCGACUGAUAUUGUGACGGUUGUUCGGCGCCCUCUCCUUACUGCCUGGAAGAAUGAUGAGUUGGAGGCUCUUAUCGGGCACUCUGAGCAUGUGAGCGCGUUCACGCCCCUUGGAGGCGGCUGGACGAGAUAUACGCAUUGGCAGACACAAUAUGGGGAGAAGGCAAGGGAGGUUCUGCUCCCACUCAAGGAUCAUUUCCAGCACCAGUUCGAAGUUCUGGCUCGGGAUCUGAAGGGGUACGUCGAACGUAACUGA